CGUAUACAAACGCUUUAAGGGAGGCCGUCAAUCCCACAAUUCCUGUCUUCGUAACAACAUGGUAAAGUCUAUCCAGUGUCGACGGAGAUGAAAUGAAUAUUUCAAAAGUGUUGUGUUAUAUGAACAUUGGAGUUUGCUGAAUUUUAAUAUAUAGUCUGUAACAAACUUAUUAGUUUUACAAUGGCGGAAGAAGUGGCUGAAAGCUACAAAUCUUCUCUGGAUGAGUUGGUGAUAAAUAGUAAACCACAGAUAAGCAUGUUGACGAUGUUGGCGGAAGACCAUUUACAGUAUGCAAGUGAAAUCAUCAGGGUCAUCGAAGAGCAAAUCAAGAAGGUUUCAGUGUCAAGAAAGCUUCCUAUCAUGUAUUUGAUCGACUCUAUUAUAAAGAAUCUUUCUACGACAGAAUAUCCACAGCUGUUUUCCCAAUGCAUUGUACAGAUAUUUUGUGGAGUUUUUGAAGAGGUUGAUGAGAAGACUCGAACAUCUCUUUACAAAUUGCGGCAGACUUGGGUAGAUAUAAUACCCAACAAGCAACUUUACAUCUUGGAUAGAAAAGUACAGCUCAUUGAUCCGGCCUGGCCCAUAACAGCAAAGCCUCCUGAAACUGGAGUGAUUCAUGUUAACCCAAAAUUUUUAAAGCAAAACAAAGAGAUUGAAAGAAGCCCACAGUUCAGCCCAUUGCAAACUGAAUCGUCUGCAGAGGAUACUUAUGAUGAAUUGAUUGCUAAAGAAAGAGAACUUGAAGCUUUGCGUUUGAAAGUUGAACUUGCAGAGGCCAAGGCUAAAUUGGAGGCACAGAGAAAACAGAUUGAAGAACAAGCUAUUCUUAAAAGAAAUAACAAAUCGAUUGACAGAGAGCCUCCAGCUGGUAUAAAACUCCCUCCUGUAAUAGGCUCAUCUACACAGAAUUCUAAUAGAGAUCCUCGGUUGAAUAGAGGACCUCCAGUUAAUCGUGAUCCACGUUUGAAACGGCAGAUGGAAAGAGAAGAACAAGAGCGUUUAAUUAUUGAAAAACCCUUAACUAAACCAGAAAUGGCGUUAGCCGGCAAAACUGCAGAUAAAACUAGUGACUCAUCUUUAAGUACGAGAAGCACUUCUAGUAGCUUAACUGAAAGUAGUUCCACAUCUCCUCGCAUGGACCUAGCAACUCUAAUCUCCUCCUUUACUGUUGCAGCAGCUAAGGUAGCUGCAGAGAGUAAAAAGUCACCACAAGCUUCUGCAGCACCCAAGCAAGUGGAAGUGACGCAGCAGAAAAAAAUGGUUGAAUCAAAACCAAAAGCUGAUCUUCCGAAAGAAAGAACAAAAUUUGAUGACACCAUUGCUACUACUUCAAGAAAUAAGAAAAAUGUUAGCCCUGUAGAGAAAAAAAGUAGUGCAUCCAGCUCAAGUUCAAUCAGUGAAUCCCAAUCAAAAAGUAAAUCUAAAGUUGAUUUGAAAGAGCCAAGUAAUGAAUUGAAAAAGAUCAGUUCUUCAAGAAGUAGGGAAAAAAUAGAUGGUAACUCAAGCGAAAAGAAUCAAAAAGAGUUGAAAGGAAAGUUAGAUAAUAAGGACGACAAAGAAAAACGAGACAAGGACAAAGAGAAGAUGAGCUCAGAGAGAAGAGAUAGUAAAGAAAGUAGGGAAAGCAAAGAAAGAAGAGAAAGUAAGGAAAGAAGAGAGAGUAGAGAAAGACGUGACAGUAAAGAAAGAAAGGAUAGUAUAGAGAGGGACAGGAGAGACAAAGAUAAAAGAGAUAGCAAAGAAUCAGACCGUAUCAGAGAUAAGAAAGAUAGAAGGCUUGACCUUGAGCCGAAUAGACACAGCCCAAGAAGAAAUUUUGGAAGAAGAUCUCCAGAUUUUCGAAGGGGUGCUAGAAUUGAACGGCCUAGCAGAGUCAGGCAAAGAGACAAAAGAGGGUUUGUUCCAGUAAUUCAUACUGCAGAUGGGGAAACUGAUCAAUUUGGUAGAAUGCUCAGAAACUCACAAUCUGGCUCCAGCAGUAGAGAUCGUUCUCCCCUAGACCCUAGCAGAGAUACUCUUUCCAGCUCUCCUAAAACUUUGGAAAGUGAGGAUAAAGCAUUGAUAAAAAAUGUUUCUUCUGAGAAAGCACCUGUAGAUGAAAGUGAAAAAACUAAUGCUGAAGUUUUCAGUUCAGACAAAAAUGAUCAUGCUGCAUUGCUCGAGAAGGUCACAGGUGAUGUGGAAGAAAAGAGAGAAACUAGUCCCAUUGUGAUGGAUGCAGAUGUUAGUGAACAAAAUAUGGAUAUAGAGGAAGAAAGUGUGGAAGACCAGAAGGAGCUUGACCUUAAUCAGGAUGUUGACAUGCGCAUUCAGCCAAUAGCUUCAGAAAAAAGAAAAGAUAAAUUUGAAGAUAAAGUCAAAGAAGACAAGCCUGACUCCUCAAAUGAUACAAAUGUGACCAAUUCCUCUGGUAGUUUAAAGCGGUUGAAUUCAGAAUCAGAAGAAAUAAAAAUUGAAGUUCGUCCGUACAAAAUACCCAAACUAGAUCCAACAAAAAAGACUGGAUCUAAAAGUGAGGAUAACCAAGAAGAUAUCAGUAAAUUAUUUGGUGAAGAGGAUGUGGACUAUAGGCACCAGCUACCGCCCAAGAAUUUGUUAGCACCACCUCCUUUUCCAGUAGAUAGUCUUCUUUCUCCAACUGCUAAUCUUAAAAGUCCAGCCCAGCGACGGUGGAGCCAGUUCAAGGAAAGUCACCCUGAUGAUUUUGCACAAGAUAUUGAAAGAAAACGUCUGCGGGAUGCUCAGAUGCAAUCAAUAGCUAUGGAAAAUCAAGAUGUUGACCUCAGGCAAAUGCAGCCAAAUCAAAGACCAUUGCCUGUGGCAAUGAUAGAUUCAACUAUGACUAUUCCUAAAGAUUUGUCAAUUGAAAAUCAAGAGCAGAUUCUGCAGAAAGCUGAGCAAGAGCUUAAAGAGGGGCGUAUUACUCUUGGAGAACACCAAGAGAUCGUAAGGCAACUUGGCCAAGUUUAUGACAUUCAGAAAAAACGCCACAACUUAGAAGAUCGUCAACCAAGAAGUCUAGAUAUGCGUGAUCCGCGUUUGAGAGGUAUCAGAGAGAGAGGUGGUUAUUCAGAUGAGGCAGAUAGAAGAGGGUCAUACAAAGAUGUGAGCUUGCAUAAAAAAACACUUCUGCCUUCUUUACCCCUCUCUGGUGAUAUGCCGGAUGAAUCAGCUGGUAAUUCACCCAGGUAUAGAGACAGACGAGAUUAUAAUUUGGGAUAUGAAGCUGGCUUGAAUGAAGAUUAUGAUGGAAGACGUCCACCUAGGCCAUCUGCUAGACAUGAUCGUCGGGGUGUUGAAUUCAACAGACGCAGAGGACCUCCCUUGGAUUAUGAUGGGCGAUCUCCCAGAGACUUUGACAUGGAUAACUCAAGGUCUCCACACGAGUAUGAUGACCACACGACAACCAGGUUUAGGGAUUUUGAUGGAAUGGCCAGAAGAGAUGAGACCUACAAUAAGAGAGGUUUAGAUUAUGAUGAUAGACGACCUUCUGUAGAUGACGAUGAGCGACACAGAGACUAUAGAGACAGUAGACCUUAUGAUGAAUAUGAUAAAUCAAAGAUAAGAAAACCACCUAUGCCUUUGAGAGGUCAGAGGCAGGAUGAUUUAAGAGAAAGAAGAAGAAAUACACCGCCGCAAGAAGGUUCUUAUAGAGGUUUAUCUGAUGAACUCCAGGUUCCUAGACCUUAUGGUAUGCCUGAUGAAAGACAAGUUCCAAGACCUUAUGAUAAGCCUACAGGUCCAAGACCUUUUGGACCAAGACAUCCAGCACAAGAUAUCAGAGGACCUCACCCUAACUUUAUGCCCAUGAGACCACAGGGCCCAAGGUCUGAUGGUCCCAAACUGAAUCCAAUGCCAGUUUCAAGCAUAAUAAAUGAAAGCCCAAGAAUAUCUGAUCCAAUGGAUGACCCAAGAUGGUCAGCCAUGAGAGGUCUUUUAGAUAAUGAAGGUGCUGAAGAGAUUGUUAUUGAUGGUAAGCCCUUUGAGCUUAGAAUGGGCACUUCCCGCAAAUUGCGCAUAUAUGGCAAAGUUAUGGAUGUUGCUGUAGAUUUGAAGGAGCGAGGUAUCAGAAUUGACAAUCAACUAGUAUACAAGCUUGGAGAGCCUAUUAAAGAAGUCCCAGCUGCUGGUAGAUCAGUUAGGCUUUACUAUCAUGGCCUUCCAAAGCCUAUUUGGUUGGAUGGUCAGCAGCAUGAAAUGAGGAUGGAUGCGCCACCUAGAAAUGUUAUGGUGGAUGGCUUCAGAAGAGGCUUUCAGAUUGAUGGACGCGAUAUGAUGAUUCUAGUAGAUAGAUUGGAGAAAGGACCUUAUGGUGGACCUCCAAGAAAGAUAAGGAUAGCAGGUGUUGAUCAUGAUAUAGCCUUUCAGGCACCACCUCGACGGAUAUUAAUAGACAACAAAUCUUGUGAGCUCAAGUUAGAUAGCAAAAUUCCCUAUGUCAUUAUUAAUGGAAAGCCUCAUGGAAUCAGGUUUGAUGGAGAGCCCAGAACUGUCUUUAUCAAUGAGCAACCAUUUACAAUACCAGUGGACAGAGCUGAGAAGAUAAGGAUAGGUCCUCGUCCCACUUACAUUGCCUUUGGUGGACCUGCUCAUGAAAUAAUCAUAGAUGGCAAAUGGUUUGAAGUGAAGUUUGAUAACGUUCCUAAAGAUAUUCAUCUUGGCAACAGACAUUUUUCCAUAAGAAUUCCAGGUCCAUUGCCCCGUGUCAAAAUACUUGAUGAGCUACCUCCAAAUGUUGAUGAAUCAAGGCUAAUGUCUUCUCAUCAACUGCAAAUGUCUCAAAAUGUCCAACCCAGAAUGCCUCAGUCCGAGCCUGCACAGAUGGAACCUUUUAUGAGUAAUCCCAAUACAUUAAUAACACCAGUUGGACCAUCAGACGGAACUAUAGAAGCUGUACCCCCUAAUACUCAGACAGCAGAAGGGAUAAUGCGUCCAGUUGGGCCAGUUGUACAAGAUAUUAGAUUUAACCAACCAGGGGCCACAAACAUUGUAGCACAGAGUCAGCCCAUUAUGGCCCAGUCAGGUCAACCAUCUAUGCUCCCUCAACAAAAUCAAAUUAUGCAAGGACAGAUGCAAAAUCCGCUUCUAGGGAUACGGCAAAAUCUUAUGGGAUUCGGCCUAAAUCAAACAAAUAUUCCAAGACAGCCAGUUAAUAUGUUAGCACAAGGAUUAUUCACUCAGGUCGCAUCUGGCAUGAUGAAUAAUCAAUUUGGUGGUAUUGCUGGACUUCCCGACUUUGCAGCUGGCCUUCGAGCUUUGGGUCAAAUGACGUCUCAAGCACCUUCACAACAGCUGCAAAUGACGCCUCAAAUUCAGCAGACUUUGCCCAAUCAGAUUCAGCCUCAAAUCCCUGCACAGCUACAGCCACAGUUGCCUCCCUUUCAACAACAGAUGCCCCCACCACUGCAGAACCAAAUCCCACCACUGCAGACCCAGUUACCAACUCAGCUUCAGUCACAGAUCCCACAACUUCUCCAAUCACAGAUCCCAACCCAGCUUAUGCAUAAAGAGGAGGAUCAUAGUGCUGCCCUGGUCACAGGCAUACAAGGGAAUACCUUUGGAAUUAAUCAGUUUGGCAAGCCAGUGUUACCUAAUGUGCAGAUAACUAAUCAACCAGGGCUGCCUGUCUUACCUAAUCCACUGGCUGUUUCUAACACAACGCUGGAUACAACAGUGAAACCACCUAUAGAUAUCAACAGUCUGCUCAAUAACUUGUUAAAGGUUGGACUCAUUAAAGAUACUCCCAAACUUGAAACCUCUUCUACAACAGUUUCAGAGGCAUCAGAAAUGCCAAAGACUCCUACUGCUGCUACUGCAACAUCAGAACUUGAGAAGAAAAAGGCCACUAUACCUAAUCUGACUGAUUUUAAUGUAGAGAAGCUGAGAAAGCAGUACAGUAGUGUUAUCGAGCUACUCCAUGAGGGUAUUCAAUGUCAUACUUGUGCUGCCAGGUUCACUAUGAAUGAUGUGAAAUACAGGGCUCACUUGGAUUGGCAUUUCAGGCAAAAUAAAAUGGAGCAGGAAAUGGUCAAGGUAGCAAAGAAUAGGAAAUGGUUUUAUUCGAUUCCUGACUGGGUUCAGUAUGAAGAAUUAGAAGACACAGAAGAAAAAUCACGGAGUGAAAUAUUUGAACAGAUGCGACCAAAUGAAGAGAAACCAUCGGUUGUUGGGCACACUAUCAGCUUUCAGGCUUUGGAAGGAAAAGAUGUUAUUAAAAAUCCUGUUGCUACUGGCAUUGAAGGAGAAGAUGUAUGUGCUACAUGUGGAGAUCCUUUUGACCAAAUGUGGAAUGAAGAAACUGAAGAGUGGAUACUGAAGAACACUAUUAAAGUUGAUGGCAAGACCUAUCAUCCAGUUUGCUAUGAAGAUGCCCAAGAGACGCCAACACCAAUUAUUGCACCUUCUAAGAAUCCUUUGGAUCAGCAACUUGCUGAUGUGAAGAAUGUUGACCUUGAUGUAACAGACAACUCUGAACCAGAUGCACUUGUGAGUGUCAAAUUAGAACCUGAAGAGAUAAAGCUUGAACCUGUAGAAUCAAAGGAGGUCAAUAUGGAUGUUGAUCAAGAAAUAAAAACUGAACCUGCAGAAGACUCAGUAGGUCAUGAGACCUGUGUUACAGAAGAAAUGUCUGAAGCACAAGCAUUGUCUGAAACACCAGACUCUGAGUCAGUUUUAACGGAAAAUCUUACCCAGGCUCCGAAUAUGCUUAGCACUCUUAGUACUACCAUUGUUCGUGAGGUCAUACCAAUUAGCCAUGAUGAUCCCAUGUCUCCAUGGGAAAUGGAUUCCAACCCUACUCCUGAGUUAUCUCGCACACCAACUCCUGAACCCACCCCAGCCCUAUCAGUUUCAUCCGAAUCAAUCAUCUCACUUGCUCCAAAUUCAGAAGAGGUCAUGUCUUCUGAAGACCCUAUCCCUCCUGCACAGUUGGCAGUAUUAAAACCAGCUACCACAUCUAGUCAACAAAAAAAAGAACCAACUGUGACCAGGGUUGAUAACACAGGUUUGUAGUGUUCAGCUAAUCAACAGUGCUUGAUGCUACAGCCAUAAAUGUUUCUUUACAUUCAUGUGUUGGGUGUUUCAAAGACUCAUCACACUAACUGUGAUAGUUGUUAGUUGUAGUGAAGUGAUUGGAAUCUGUUUAUUGUAAUGAUAUAAAUGUGUAUAUUUUGUUGUUUAUGACUUUCAUAUGACUGCCUUCAAUGCAACAUGUUGCAUUAAAAAAAAAAUCUUUUAUACACACAA
Biomphalaria glabrata is the source of this 7245-nucleotide messenger RNA. RefSeq lists its product as uncharacterized. Gene Ontology annotation, biological process: termination of RNA polymerase II transcription. The coding region runs from base 181 to 7011 and encodes 2276 amino acids. The record is from RefSeq and is a predicted model, not a curated record. Gene Ontology annotation, molecular function: RNA polymerase II complex binding; mRNA binding. Gene Ontology annotation, cellular component: mRNA cleavage factor complex; cytoplasm. NCBI's taxonomy places the organism in Eukaryota, Metazoa, Mollusca, Gastropoda, Planorbidae. The transcript has 17 exons.